This is a messenger RNA of Symphalangus syndactylus (siamang), 7380 nucleotides long. It is a transcript of the gene SH2D4B, whose product is annotated as SH2 domain containing 4B. The record is from RefSeq and is a predicted model, not a curated record. NCBI's taxonomy places the organism in Eukaryota, Metazoa, Chordata, Mammalia, Primates, Hylobatidae. Gene Ontology annotation, cellular component: cytoplasm.
UUCUCACCUCACCAUGCACAUGCUCACUUUAAAGCCUUGGGGUCUUGCCUGUACCCCCUCCUCAACGCUGGUCCACCCCCUCUCAGGAUCUUGCCACGUUAUUUUUCCUGUCCCCUCUUCCUGUCGCUGGCCUUCCUUUCCCCAUCCUAAAAACUUGCCGAGGCCCUAUGGCUCCCUCCCUUUCUUUCCCAGGCAGCUUCUUAUCUGGGCUGUCUGUACCUCUUCUUUUCCACCACCCACCAUGCCCCACGUAGCUGAAAGCUGCUUAUCCCAAUUGUCAAUCCUGGCCUUCCUUCGGCCUCUGUAGCACCAGACACUGCACCUCCUGAAUGUCCUCUGCUUCUCUGCUUCAGAGGCCCAGGCUCGCCAGUUCUCUGACCUCUCCCGUAUGUCUGCUCAGGACUCUGCUGCAGCUGUCCUCACCGGCCUCCAGGGAAUCCCACUUCCCACAGGGCAGGGCUGUGGGCUGGGCUGAAAAACCAUCUGCAUGGUCCACAAGAAGCCUGGCACUGGGUUUCCCCGUGAAUAACAAUGAAAAUUAAUGGUUGCAGAACCUUCCUGGAACAUGGAAUUUCUCUAGGAGAUUCCAUGCAGAGGCCACUGGGGAAGUGACAGACACGCAUGUGAGUGUAGGUGGCUGCAGUGUUAGAAGGCUCCCAGCAGAGUAGAGAGGGUCUCAGUCUCAUCAGGGAACCCACCUGAUGGCUUCUCAGCCAACAGUCUCAGAGGAACAUAGACUGCAGAGAAAGGAGGGAGGCAGCAGUGGUCCCAGCACCUGAGGCAUCCUGCUGUCAUGGGAAGGUCUCCGCCCAAAUGUCAAAUGUAUCAGCCUGUCACCCACUGGUCCAGAACUUUCAGCUGUACUGGUUGGGGGUGGGUGGUGGAGUGCUGAAUGACCUUCACAGGUGAGCCUUUCCAACUCUAGGGUCAUACGGGUGUCGGUCCACAGAACCACAGUUUUUAGGUUGUGUGUCCGGGGCUAUGGGAACCUGUCCCCCAUGAUGGAUCUUGGUAGAGACACUUCCCUCUGUCAUCGUGCCCAGGAGGAUGCUGCAGGUGACUACCUGCAGCCCUGUUCUCAUUCAUCUGGAUGCCCUCCAGAAAUCUGGGGAGCCAUACACCUUUAGAGCCUUUUUAGCUCCUUAUCAAGUUGGCAAGGCUUGGCCAUUCCUGUUCAAGGCUGCAUCAAAGGCACGUUCACCAUCCUGGCUAACACAGUGAAACCCCAUCUCUACUAAAAAUACAAAAAAAUUAGCCGGGCUUGGUGGCAGGCGCCUGUAGUCCCAGCUACUCGGGAGGCUGAGGCAGGAGAAUGGUGUGAACCCAGGAGUCGGAGCUUGCAGUGAGCCGAGAUCACGCCACUGCACUCCAGCCUAGGCUCAAAAAAGAAAAAAGAAAAAAAAGGCACGUUCAUUCUCAAAUGCUUUUGGCGUCUCCAGGGUGCCUCAGGAAAACAUGAAGUGGGCAUUGUAGAACUUGGGGCUACUGUGUAACUUUGGAAGAAAAAGUUAAGGGUACUUUUAAGUGGAUACUGUUUUGAUGAAAUCGCCAACUUCAGGGAGCCCAGCUUUGGAGAAGGAGGACGUGAGUAUUCCUUACAAGGCUCCGAAACAAUUCUUUCUUCACUCAGCUUUCUUUCUGUGCUCUGCAUCUUAUAUUCCAGCAGGGUCUUCCAAUGCAUGGUUUAAUAACUACCACAACUGGCUGGGUGCAGUGGCUCACGCCUGUAAUCCCAGAACUUUGGGAGGCUAAGGCGGGCAGAUCACUUGAGGCCAGGAGUUCGAGACAAGCCUGGACAACAUGGUGAUACCCAGUUUCUAUUAAAAAUACAAAAAUUAGUCGGGCAUGGUGAUGUGCACCUGUAGUCUCAGCUGCUCGGGAGGCUGAGGAAGGAGAAUCAUUUGAACCCAGGAGGCGGAGGUUGCAGCGAGCCAAGAUCGAGCCACUGCACUCCAGCCUGGGUGACAGGAGACUCCAUCUCAAAAAAUAAAAUUUAAAAAAAAACUACCACAAUAAAUUAUCACCUUGAACUGUAAUUUUGACACCUCAAACAACUUUUAAACUAGUCUUUUUAAAAAGUACACUUAAAUAAAAAUCUGAACAUAAGAGAAUGUAAAGUGAAAAGUGAAAGUAUGUCUUCUGUUCCCCAGAGGUAACUACUAUUAGGAAUCCUUCCUGAAAAUGUCCAUGCAUAUACUCAGGUCAUCACACCCAUGGAAUCAUUUUACAUAGUAUUUUAUGAGUGUUACUUAAUAUACUGAUCCACAGUGCAUUUUCAUGGUCAUGCUGUCAGUUGUAGGAGUGUGCCAAGAACAGAUGGGCCUUGCCUUUGUACCAGAGGAGUCCAUUUACAGUUGCAGGUAAUAGAAAACCCAAUUCAAACUGGCCUAAACAAUGAGGGGAGGUUUUGGCUCCCGAAACUGGAAAGUCCAAAGGUGGGGUGAGUUUCAGGGUUGGGUUGAUCCAAGUGGCUCAGUGACGUCAGUAGGAUCUUGUUUCCAUUUCUCUGCCUUCCACAGCGUCCCCUUCAUCUAUGGUGGAGGGAAGGAGUCUACCACAGACAAACCCCGAGCCUCCCCCAAUGGGUGGUGUGGUGGUGAAGCCAGCAAGAGAAGGGACUCCUGGACACACCCCUCCUCAUGCUUCAUCCCACUGAAACCAUGCGGCUGUGAAAUGCAGCAUCCUCCAGGAGGGGGACAAAGGCUGGGGAUGCUGUCAGCUAUUGCCAUCGUGCUUCUGUGGAUGAGUGUUACAGUUUUUUGCAGGGUUUUGCACUUACAAGGACAUAUAUAUAAAAGUACAGAGUUUUGUUACUGGAAUUACUUCUUACAGUGUGUAAGAAAAAAAUGUUGUUUUUAGAGGAGUUCUCCUGGGAGGUGGAAUCACAUUUUAAUAAGUAGGUGCUCAGGGCUGGGGUGUACUUGUUGCCUGACCACUGCUGGUGUGUGUGGGUGUAAGGUGACAAAACCUCCUACCCCCGUGAGGUUGUUUCAAGGAUUAAAUGAGAUGGGUAAAGCAUCUAACAAAGAUCCAGAUUAUUUAGUAUGCAUCCCCUGAAUUAUUGCUAACAUAAUUUUAAUGAUUGGGGAAUUUUAUCUGUGGCUGCCAGUCCCUUUGAGAGAGCUGCCUGGGUCACAUCAGAUAGCUCAAGCUUUGAACCAUGCUGAAACAAAACGAUCCACUUUCCUGUCUCUUUAGGAACAAGGCUUCGAGGUCUGUGGCAAGCCUCAGCAGGCAUUUGGAGUUCAAGGUUUGUUCUCUUUCUGUGCCAUAGAGGUGGGGAGGCAAGGUUGGGUGUUGCUUCUUGCCUGGAGUGCAGAUCCUACCAGAAACCAACACAACCGAAGUUGCCCGGGAGCCCCCAGAAGCAGCAGCGUGGCCAUCAACUGCCAAGGGGCCAGGGUAGGCCACAGAGGCCUGGGGCCCAGGAGGAAUGGUCUGUGGGGAGAAGGGAUUAUUGUGAACAUCAAUGCUGGGGAUAAUGUGCCCUGAAGACAGCAGGAUAUCACGUUUGGACGGUUGGUGGACCCCAUCUGGUCCCACUCAUAAGGAGAACAGAGGCCCUGGGGUGUGCUGGGACUUGCUUGAGGCCUCAGACUGGGACUGGGUGCUUCUCUGCACCUCCUAUGAGGGAGGGUGUCCGUCUCUGUGAGGACAGCUCAGCAGGGCUGGGAAGCUGGGGGCAGUGCUGGGGGACGUGCGAGACUAGCAUGUGUGGGCCUUGCUCGGCUUGCCCUGGUGCCUGAGAAAAACCUGGUAUUUGAAAAUACACACGGACUGCUGGAAGGUCAGGAAAUCCAGGGUUUUGUUCUGAGGCAGUGGAAGCGUUACCACGAGCCUGUGUUGGCCUCUCUCCUCAUUCCACCUGCAGCCAAUUCAGCCACACUGCCUUUGCACGGAACCCAGGGUUGCAGGCCGCGUGUGUAGGUGCUGAUUUAGGCCCAAGCACUCAGCUGUCAGCAGGAAGGACCAUAGUGUUUUCUUCUAGUUUUAGAUUUGCACUCGUUCUGUGUUUUAAAGUCACAGCUGUGAUCCAAUAUGGGAAGAAGUGAAGUGGCCUCUAGGAGGGACUGAGCACCCUGUCCUUGGAGGUGGCAUCAUGCUGCAGCAGAUCCUGCAUGACAUGUACAUCGACCCCGAGCUCCUUGCUGAGCUCAGCGAUGUGCAGAAGCACAUCCUCUUCUACAAGAUGCGGGAGGAGCAGCUGAGGCGCUGGAAGGAGCGGGAGACUUGGGAGGCCCUGGCCCAGGAUGAGGGUCUCAGGCCUCCAAAGACCAAGCGAGCAGCGAGUGACAAGCACAUCCAAUGGCUCCUAGGGGCAGAUGGCGAGGUCUGGGUCUGGAUCAUGGGAGAAGGCCCUGGUGACAAGCCCUACGAAGAGAUCUCUGAGGAGCUGAUUGCAGAGAGGGCGCGGCUACAGGCACAGAGGGAAGCUGAGGAGCUCUGGAGACAAAAGGAGGCAGAGAUCACCAAGAAGUUCCGGGAUGCUCUGGCCAAUGAGAAAGCCCGGAUCUUGGCGGAGAAGUGGAAAGUGGAGAUGGAAGACCGCAAGGCUGCCAAAGUCCUGGAGGAACGCAUCCACGAGGAAUUCAAGAGGAAAGAGGAAGAGGAGAGGAAGCGAGGAGAAGAGCAGAUUCGCCUCCAGGAAGAGCAGAGGGCGAAGGAGCUCUACUGGACCCUGAAGCAGGCUCAGCUGCAUUGCCAAGCCAGUGAGAAAGAGGAGCAAGAGUGGGAAGAACAGUUGCGCAGGUCCAAGGCGGCUGAUGAGGAGAGGAGCCGCCGAGCCCAGCGCGCCCGGGACGAGUACCGACGCCACUCGCUCCGUGCUAUCCAGAAGGGAACGGUCGCCGGCCUCAGCUCCAUGUUCCGGGAGCUUGGCCAGAGCCAUGAGCAGGAGGCAAGACUCUACCACCACCUCCCCGGCCCCGGUCCGCCGCAGCCCCUUGCCCUGCCGGUCAGCAGGACCUGGGAGCGCCCGCUGCGCCCAGUCUCCAGAGAUGUCAUCGUCCGCUGGUUUAAGGAGGAGCAGCUGCCUCGCCGAGCUGGCUUCGAGAGGAACACCAAGUUCAUUGCCCCCUGGUUCCAUGGAAUUAUUAGCCGAGAAGAUGCAGAAGAUCUCCUGGAGAACAUGACUGAGGGAGCAUUCCUGGUCCGGGUCAGUGAGAAAAUCUGGGGUUACACCCUCUCCUACCGCCUGCAGAAAGGGUUCAAACACUUUCUUGUGGAUGCCUCUGGGGAUUUUUACAGCUUCCUGGGAGUGGACCCCAAUCGCCAUGCAACGCUCACGGAUCUCGUUGAUUUCCAUAAGGAGGAAAUUAUCACUGUUUCAGGAGGAGAAUUACUUCAGGAACCCUGCGGACAGAGGGACAGCCCACCAGACUACCAUCUGUUGUUUGAAUAAUUUUUUUCCUUAUCAGUUGGAUUCGUUUUGGCAUCCUGUUUUUGAACUCAGUUUAAGAACUUCUCAACUCACAUCCUAUGGCCUUCUGGAACAUCCACCACUAUCCAGAGGAAAAAGUAGAUUAAUAUGUCUCAAGGGAUAUGACAUCUAUGGCAUAGGGCUACUGGUCUCAUCCCAGUGAUCAGAACAGAAAUUGCUAAUAGCUCAUGCAACUCUUUCAUGAAGAGCUUGGCUAUGACCUUAGAAGAAAAAGCCUGUUUGUCAUGGCUUCCGUAAACUGAGCUCUUACAGUGCGUGGACCAUGUUUUAAUAAUCCAAAAUAAUUCCAGUGCCGAACCCUGAAUUUAACAUAUGGUAGACAUUCAGUAAAUGUUUGUUGAAUGAAUGGAUGUCUUCUAAAAGUUUUUCAACACAAAUUAGUAGUGGUUUCUUGUAAAUUAUUUCCUACUCACCACUCUAUAAAAUCAUGGCAAUAAUAGAAGAUUAUGAAGGAUUUCUGUGGAGGACAUAAAUGCUGCAUCUUUCAUAAUCUCCAUUAUUACCCUCAUUGAUAUUAUCAUUGGAAUUAUUUAAGGCAAGCCCCAGUUUCCAGGACAGCUGAUUGACACUGUCCUGCCUUCCUUAUUUAACCUCUUCUUUUGCCACUUGCCUCUAUCUUUGAAUCAUAUUUUGGCCCUGGUUUUGCAAUGGUUUUAUGUAAUCCUACAGAUGUCUUCAAGACCUGGGGUGAGUUAUAACUGCAAGAAUGGUUUUUUAGAAAUCUGAUGAGGCCUCUGCUCUCUGGGAUGUGGCCCUCUCUAUGCAGGUUACUCCAAUGAUUAGCUCUGUCCUCAUUGUCCUUUUAAUUCCCUUGUCAACUUAAUCUCAGUAUGUUCCUUAUAUUAACAAGAAGACUCACCCAAUAACUCCUCAAUAACUCUCAGUGAUGGUAUCUAUUGGUGCAUACUUGUGUUCCACAGUUAUGGCCAUAUACACAGAGGUGGUAUAUGAUGAAGAGAAGAUUGCAGUCUUUACAGUCAAGAAGACUUGGGUUCAUAUCCUCAUCCUGGAACUUACUAGCAUUAUAAUGCCUUGCAGCAUUGUGUUUGGUGAGAAGAAAAGAAUGAAUGGACUCUAGGGAUGUUAGGGAACGAUUUACUUUACUUGAUGGCUGUAUCAAACAUCUAUGCCCCACUUCUUCUCUUGCCUCACCUAUUCCUUAGAUUCUUGGUCACUUCUCUACCACAGGCCACUGGCACUAUAACCAGUUUUGCAUGGGUUCUGCUCUUCCUCCCUAUGUUGAUCAGUGUCAUGUGAGCAUAAGCCAAUGGUAGCUUGCCACAUGCCCCAUCUCCCAUUGCUGCAGAGGCAUAAGACAGAAGAGAUGGGAAGUGAAUGCCCCAUGUGGUGAAUCUGGGAUGAAUGGGAGUCACAGGCUGGUAGAUCGCUUUUUCCCCCUUCUUCCUCCUGGAGGAACUAUUCUGAGAGGCAUCUGUUUGUAUGGUCUUUUAGAAGACAGCCCGGCAAGAUCAAGCAACCAGUCCUGAUGAAACCAAGUGGUGGCCGGAUCAGUAUACACCCCGCUGCCCCUGUUUUUUUCUUCUUCUCUGCCUUGCCCUGCUCUCUCCUGUUGCUCUGGGAUUGCACUUCUGAAUGAAGUAGCAGCUCAUAAGCCUUUGCCACAGGCUCUGCCUUUUGGGGAAUCCAGGAUAAGAACCCAUCAUACAGAAGUGUUCAAUAAUAUCAAUUUUGCAACUCAGCUCCAUGGCUUCCCCCGGUCUGCCUGUCUCACUACAUGCAUAAAGAGAAACGAUGGAAGGAACCUGCUUUCUGAACUCUAAUGUGCUUUCAUUGAUUAUCAUUAAAAUUAUCAUUAAAAUUGCCUUAUUUCUAUGGACUCAGAGGAACGAUGUUUUAGUUUUGGCUCUCUGAUUUACUAACUAUGUGACUUUGUCCAAGUCAUUUAACUUCAAUAAACCUCGGUAUGACUGAAAAGGGAA